This is a messenger RNA of Chrysochloris asiatica (Cape golden mole), 1068 nucleotides long. RefSeq names its product synaptotagmin VIII (gene SYT8). Gene Ontology annotation, cellular component: synaptic vesicle membrane; axon; dense core granule. Lineage: Eukaryota; Metazoa; Chordata; Mammalia; Afrosoricida; Chrysochloridae. Gene Ontology annotation, biological process: regulation of dopamine secretion; synaptic vesicle endocytosis; cellular response to calcium ion. Gene Ontology annotation, molecular function: calcium-dependent phospholipid binding; clathrin binding; phosphatidylserine binding. The record is from RefSeq and is a predicted model, not a curated record.
AUGCCCUGGUCCCGCUGGGCACUUGUGGCCAUAGCAGUGGCUGCCGGAAUCCUGGUUGUUGUCACCUCCUGUGUGCCAUCCGGUGCCGCCCGUCGCCACUGUCACAACAAGAAGCCCAGAGACAAGGAGGCCGUAGCUCUGGGCAGCACCUCCGGAUCCACCACAGCCCAUUUGGUGCAGCCAGAUGUGGGUAGUCUGGAAUCUGGGCCAGGGGGCCCGUGUCUGCUCCUCUCCUUGGAGUAUGACUUUGGGAGUGAGGAGAUCAGGGUGGGCCUUAAACAGACAGCUGACCUGAGCCCCGCAUCCUAUGGCACGGCUGACCCUUAAGCUCGAAUCAGCAUCUCCACCCAGGCCAGACAUGGGCACAAGACUAAGGUGCCCCGGGGCACACUCAGUCCCCAGUUUCAGGAGACCCGCUGCUUCCAGGUCCCAAAAGCUGAGCUACCGAGGGCCGCCCUACGAGUGCAAGUCCUGGACUUCAAGCGUUUUUCGCAGCACACACCGCUAGGCGAACUGCCCCUGCCAUUGGGCACCGUGGAACUACAAUAUGUUCUAGAGCAGCACCAGCUGGACCCACCAGGCGUAGCUCAGCCCAAGCAGACGAUGGGGGAGCUAUGCUUCUUUGUGCAAUAGAUGCCCAGCUCCAGCUGGCUGUCUGUGGUGGUCCUGGAGGCCCGGAGCCUGAACCCAGGACUAGCAGAGCCCUACGUGAAGGUCCAGCUCAUUCUGCAUCAGAGGAAGUGGAAGAAGAGGAAGGCCGCUGGGCGGCAGGUCACCACCUCUCCCUACUUCAAUGAAGCCUUCACCUUCCACGUGCCCUUCAGUCAGAUCCAGAGCGUGGACUUGGUGCUGGCGGUCUGGGCCCGAGGUCCGCAGUUCUGGGCUGGGCCCUUGGGGAAGCUGCUGCUAGGUGGUCAUGCUUCUGGUCAGUCCCUGCAGAACUGGACAGACCUGCUGGCCCAGGCCCGGAGACCCAUCACACAGUGGCAUCACCUGAGACCAGCCAGGGCGGUGGGCCAGACCCUGAAACUGCAGCCCCGCCGGCGCCUGCCCUUGUCCCCCUCCUAA